AUGUCAACUAAGGAAAAGGUCGUCAUCAUUGGCGGUGGGUGGGGUGGUUAUCGACUGGGAUAUGGCAUCGACCACAGAAAAUACGAUAUCACCCUUAUUGCGCCAGAGAACACGUCCGCGGUAACUCCCCUCCUCGCCAGCGCUGCUUGCGGAUUGUUUGACCCCCGUCUGGCACAUGAGCCUAUCCGGCGGAAGGACUUUCAUGCCAAAUACAUCAAGGCCUUCGUCGUCGACAUUGACUUCAACAGGCAGGCACUCAUAUGUCAGCCCGCGUUCGAAGAGCUGAAGGAUGAGCGCUUCGAAGUAUCUUAUGACCGAGUGAUCCUCUCGCCUGGCUGUCGAAGCAAUACCUUUGGCAUCCCUGGGGUGGCGGAAAACGCCAUCUUUGUCAAGAAUGUGGCCAAUGCAAACACGGUACGGAGUCGUCUGAACGAAGUCCUUGAGAUGGCUUCAUUGCCGGGAACAUCUGAAGCGCGCCAGAGGCAACUACUCCAUAUCGUUAUUGUUGGGGGUGGCCCCACUGGGAUCGAGGUGGCAGCGGAAUUGACAGACCUUUUUGAAGGAGAUUUGGGCGUUUUAUUCCCGCACCUGAGGGACAUGACAUCAGUUACGGUGAUAGAUGUCGCACCCCAGAUUCUGGCACCAUUUGACCAGAAGUUAUCAGAAUAUGCUUGCAGCGCGCUGAAAACCAACAAGGUCAAGGUCAAGCUUAACUGCCACAUUCUGAACGUUACAAAGGAUACCAUAGAGACCAGGGAAUCCGGGGUCACCGGCUACGGGAUGCUCAUCUGGGCCACCGGAAACAGAUCAAUACCCUUGGUCGACCAACUGCAGCUCAGGAAGACUGAGAAAGGCCUUGUGCGGAUCUUGACUGACGAUCAUCUCAAUGUUUUCUCCCCAGAUGGCAACGUGAUACCUAACGUGUUUGCAAUGGGCGAUGCGGCCGACAUUGAAGGCGGAACAUUACCAACGACCGCCGAAGUUGCAAUUCAAAAAGCUGAUUAUCUUAUCAACCUUUUCAAUUCCGGUGGAAAGUAUACUCGGCCAUUUCAAUAUCAGCAGCGGUCGCUGGUAACAUACACGGGUGCGUGGGACGGUGUGGUUCAAGGGAAGCGUGAGUACACGGGCUACGGUGCAUGGCUGAGUUGGAGAUCUGGUAACUUCUUCUGGACGCGGUCGUGGAGGAGAAGGAUCCUGAUGUGCUAUGCGUGGUUUAUGGACUGGUUGGAUGGGAGAGAGAUAAUUCGUAACUAG
This is a messenger RNA of Aspergillus pseudotamarii, 1254 nucleotides long. RefSeq lists its product as uncharacterized. Lineage: Eukaryota; Fungi; Ascomycota; Eurotiomycetes; Eurotiales; Aspergillaceae. Bases 1 to 1254 code for a protein of 417 amino acids. Gene Ontology annotation, molecular function: NADH dehydrogenase activity. The transcript has a single exon. The record is from RefSeq and is a predicted model, not a curated record.